This is a messenger RNA of Oppiella nova, 612 nucleotides long. The record is from the annotation of a GenBank genome assembly. Lineage: Eukaryota; Metazoa; Arthropoda; Arachnida; Sarcoptiformes; Oppiidae.
CUGUCUGUCUGUUGACAUACAUGUGAUCGCAUUCACUGUCCAUUGGAUCCAUUGGAUGACAACUGCACACAAAUGUCACUGAAAGGCAAAUCUGAGGUCGACUUCACACGUCUUCUCAAUAAAUGCCAACAAAUGGUUGAGAAAGACAUGAAAGACAAGACACACACUAAUUGGAGACUCGAGAGGUACAUCCAAGCGCUGAACCAAAGACUCUUUGAACUGAAAGAAGUGAAUGUGUGUCAAGUGAAUGAAAAUGAUUUAUCAAAUUAUGGCAAAAGAGUGCAAUUCUUCUUGCGUAACGACCUUAGCGUUGUUAACCACUGGGGAAGCCUGGCUGACUACCGGUGUGUUUAUGACAGUGGGGUUGAGAAGGACAUCAGGAAUGAGCUCUUCUUCAACACCAAGAAUGAGUUGAGAAGAAGAGACACUCCGGAGGAGAAGAGUAGUGGCGAUGACUUGGAGACUGUCAUCAAAUACCAGAACUCCAUUCAGGAGAGAGUGGCCAAAGAGAUGCUUCAAUUGACUCAUAACCUCAAACAUAACUGUAGUCUCAGUAAUGAGAUCAUCAAAAAGGAUACCGAGAAUUCCUCUUAUGCUGGUUUUAUCCUCUGA